Molecule: messenger RNA, 246 nt
Organism: Podospora bellae-mahoneyi
Lineage: Eukaryota; Fungi; Ascomycota; Sordariomycetes; Sordariales; Podosporaceae
Exons: 2
Coding region: 1-246 (81 amino acids)
Source: RefSeq, a predicted model, not a curated record
AUGAGCUGCCAACUCAUUCCUCUUGUGCCAUGGUCCCUCGAAUCACAGAGUAGGGUAGCAGAGCGCAGUGUGGGCAACCCUGUUCACCCCGCCAUCGUUCAUGAUGAUAAUGUGGAGCAGCCAAUCAUGCUCCAGGGCAGCACACCAAACCUGCCGCGCACAGACUCUAUCCACCAGAAGACCGGCCGCGCUCAGGCUUUGGAACAAGAGAUUCUUUGCACGACAGAUCUUGAUCAAAAGAGGUGA